GAGAAAACUAAACUCAACAGAAGUGCAGACAUGUUCGUUGCUACUAUGCAUCUUUCUCCAGUUUCUAUAUUCUGAACACCAAGCGCCGAGGAACCAUCUCGUCCCUGCAAUCGUGCUAAGUCAAAUAUUCAUAGUUAGCCCUCACUAUUGUUAAAGCCCACCUCAACUAUUUAAGUCUGUAAUUUCACUGUACAUAAGCGCGGAAUCCGCUUGCUAGUAUUUUUGUGAAUAGAUGAACGGCCGAUUGCAUAACGAUCUGAAAGAUGCUGAUGUGGAGCAGGGCAUCAAGGAUACUAUUUGGACUUCUGCAAGACUAUUGCAGUAUCUGCAAAUGCAAGAUUUGCAGAAGAAGCAAGAGGAUGCUUCUGGGCAAAUGGGGAUGAAAAGAUCAACCGGACCUCUAUCUACGAAAUCCGUACGAUUUUCUCUCUACAGUAAUCCGACUGAGCUGCCACCAAUUAAACGACAUGUGAACACGAACAAUGUGAAGAAUAUCAUAUCUGAUUGGAUAUACUUAGCCGUACUAGGCGUUUGUACGGCAUUUUUGUCUAUACUCGUAGAUAUGAUAAUAUAUUACUGUCAAGAAGUGCAAGCACUGACGUAUCCUUCGAUUGAGAGCAAAAUCCCAAUGUGGACUUGGAUUCUAAGUUUUUUCUCGUGGUGUACGUAUAUGGUCGGAUUAACAUGUUGUGCUGCUACAUUUACCCACUAUGUCUCGCAACAAGCAAUUGGAUCUGGUAUUCCUGAAAUGAAGACGAUAAUUCGUGGAGUGCGGCUGAAGGACUACUUGACAUUUCGGACAUUGGUGUCAAAAGUCUUUGGUGUCGCCAUGGCGUUAGCCAGUGGAAUCCCAAUCGGAAAACUGGGUCCGUUUGUACACAUUGGGUCGGUGGUGUCCAACCAAUUGGCGAUUUUGGCUUCAAAAUUCGAUGUUGCAUUUGCAAGCGAGACAAGAAGGGCCGAAUGCUUGGCUGCUGGCUGUGCCGUUGGAGUUGCCUGCACGUUUAGUGCACCUGUUGGUGGAGUACUGUUCUCAAUCGAAGUCACAACAAUGUAUUUCUCAGUACGUAGCUAUUGGCGUGGAUUUUUUGCAGCAUGUUGUGGAGCAAUCACGAUACGUUUGCUUAGAGGGUUUGUAGCACAAACAGAAGUUACGGUGAACGCGUUCUUCCAAACGAGUUUCACACCAGAUGCUUUUGUCGUCGACGAACUUCCAUUAUUUGCUGUACUCGGAAUAGUAUGCGGUGUAUUAGGUGCGGUAUUUAUAACAAUCUAUCGAAAUGCUGUACUGUUUCUGCGAAACAAUAAGUAUGCCAAGCGGAUUUUCCAACAACAUUGGAUCGUCUAUCCGGCCUUCAUUUCAUUUCUGUACAGUAUUGUGUCUUUCCCGCACGGUUUAGGAAUGUUCGCCACGGGCAGGCUCAAAUUUGGAAUGAACCUCAAGGACUUCUUCAGUAAUUGCACCUUCUCUGAACCUGCUGAAUCAUUCCUUGCCUGCAGAACAGGUGAUGUCUACAUUCACUGGUUACAUCAUGAGGAAGACGUGCUCGGAUUUCUUGCGUUAUUUGUACUUACACAUCUAGUUUUUUCCUCAGUCUGCAUGAGUUUACCUAUUCCAUCCGGCGUUUUCAUGCCUAUUUUUGUCAUCGGUGCGUCUAUUGGUCGACUUUUUGGUGAGAUGGUCGCUGUUACUAUACCUCCUUUAGUGGGAACAAUGAAUAUUUAUCCUGGCGUCUACGCUGUCGUUGGGGCAGCCAGCUUUUCUGCUUCUGUGACGCAUACCGUAUCCGUAUCGGUAAUGAUGUUCGAGAUAACAGGACAACUGCACUGUAUCCUGCCAGUCAUUAUGUCCGUUUUGAUAUCUAACGCUGUCUGUGCAUAUUUGACGCCCUCAUUCUUCGACACCAUAAUCAAGAUCAAGCAUUUGCCUUUUCUUCCUGAUAUACCACCUUCAAGCAAUGUAGUUCACAUAGUUCAAGCAGAGAACAUUAUGGUUUCUCCAGUGCAAUUUGUUACAAAAAUCAUAAGCUAUGCGGACAUCCAACAAACGCUUAUGGAUGGUGACUUCAGAGUAUUUCCAGUGGUCGAUUCAGCAGAAUCGCAAAUGCUUAUCGGUACGAUUUCUCGAAGCUGUCUGACAGAGCUUUUGGAAGCACAGGUCGGAGAGGAGGCCAGAAAAGAAGAAGCAGGUCGUCGCGUGAGGAAGGCUAUCGAAACUAUUGACAUGCAUUUCAGAACAUCGUUCAAAGAGAUAUUUGAACAAUCAAGCAAGUCUCCUAGUCCUACUAAUACCAGAACAAAGUCUGAAUCAAGUUUGCCUAAAUUCAUGCCAACUCCGCCGAGCACGUUAGCACAUGAAGACGAAAAGAAGUCGCAUAAAAACAAGAACAGAUUUACUGUCUCCCCUGGACACAUCGAACCGGCAAACCGUAAAAGUUCUCCUACGAGGAGAAAUGCGUUUUGCAGUCUUGAGACAGGAGACAAAACAAAAGAAGAAGCAGAAGAGGAUGAGAAGUCGUGUGGAUCCGACCGAAUCCAGCUAAAACAACAUUUGACUUUGCAUGGCAUCGACUACCAUACAGUUGUCAAAAGCUACAUGCGACAAGCAAAGAAAUAUCUGCACCACAUGCAAUUCGGCCACUCGAAACCCGAGCGAAAACCAUUGUACAUGUAUGACCUGUCAGAUGAAGAGCAAAGACACUGGGAAGCGGCUCGGCUUGCUGAAGAAGUCGACUUGACGGAAGACGUUGAUCCAGCACCCUUCCAGAUUGUGAAGAAGACAUCUCUGUUCAACAUCCACUCCAUAUUUUCAAUGCUGCAGCUCAGCCGAGUGUAUGUCACAGAGAGGGGACGACUGAUCGGUGUUAUUUCACUUAGCGAUUUGAGAGAAGAAUUGGAACGACACUCAGGCAAGGAAAAACCAGCAACGACAGAAAGCAUUGUACGGCAGGGUAUGGCUGCACAUGCAGCUAGAACAGCACCUCUACUUCAGAGGUCCACCACUGUUGUCGAUAUUUUGACACCCAUGCCGGAGGUUGUGAAUUGGAAUGCCUUCGACCAAUCAUCCGAUGAUGACUCAGUCAGAUCAGAUCCGACGACGCCACAAUUGCCACCGCACCUAUCUCGGCGCAGAUCAUCCCAUAUCGUCGAAAGGGUCCUAACAGAGAGAUCCACGAGAUCGGCAAGGAGCGAAUUACCGAGACUAGGAACUUCGCAUGAAGAGAAACAAGCAGCUAGUCAACACGAAGACUUCGUUGAAGCAGUAGCAUAUCUACGCAAGAAGUCGCUAACACCGGAUCAGUUCCGAACACUGCAAACGCCUUUCAUGUAGAUAGACGAGAGACUCGAGCGUGUAGUCAAGUUGUUUGUUAACGUUUAUUUGGAAGAUUUCUUUGUCUGUGCCUUGGUAUGAAAUACCAUUAAAAUAAAUU
Messenger RNA from Cylicocyclus nassatus, 3431 nucleotides. Lineage: Eukaryota; Metazoa; Nematoda; Chromadorea; Rhabditida; Strongylidae. The record is from the annotation of a GenBank genome assembly.